Molecule: messenger RNA, 1152 nt
Organism: Heterostelium album PN500
Lineage: Eukaryota; Evosea; Eumycetozoa; Acytosteliales; Acytosteliaceae
Exons: 4
Coding region: 1-1152 (383 amino acids)
Biological process (GO): transmembrane transport
Molecular function (GO): transmembrane transporter activity
Source: RefSeq, a predicted model, not a curated record
AUGGUUUUAAAUAAUAAAUUUGAAGAUGAUGAUCUUGAGUAUUAUCAAAAAGAGUCGGAUAUUAAUAAAAAUAAUGAUAACAGUAGUAUUAUAAAUCACAAUUCAAUAAUUAAUAUUGACAUAGAUAAAGAAGAUCAUUCACCAGAAAUCUGUGAUAAAAAAGAAAAUCCAACUUUUGGAUCGAUUUUCGAUCGCAGUUCUCCUUUAUUCAUUGACAAAGUAUAUUUGGUGUGGCCAAUGUGGGUUACACACUUUUUCACUGGAUUCUCCAAUAAUAUCACUCCAAUUAUGUUUGCAGUUGCUGCUGAUGUCACCUCGAAGGAGGAACGUUCCAAGUAUCUUGCACUGGUAGGCAUCACAAUGGGUCUAUCUUUGGCAAUUUCACCAUUGAUAGGUGUCGCUCUCAUUAGCUGGCAUGUUAUCUCAGUGGUGAUUGUCGCCUUCUGUACAAACGUAGUAGGUCUAUUUACCAUUGUUUUCAUGAAGGAAACCAUUCACUAUAGUGACUCGAUUCCCAUCACCAAAGAGCAAAGACAAGAAAUGUCAGGAGCAACCAAGAAAUCAAAGAAUCCUUUCAAAGCCAUUUACUACCUAUUUAAAUCAAGCCUCUAUAUUGGAUUCUAUGCCAUUAUAUUCUUUUUGUUUUCUUUCACCGUGCAAGACUCGCAGAACACUGCAUUUUUGUACAGCAAUGUCAGAUAUGGCUGGGGUCCAACACAAGCCGGAAUCAUAACGUCAACGUUUGGCAUUGGAGUCAUGGUGUUCAGUGGUAUCUGCAAUGGCUUGUUGAAAUACGUUAGCGACAGAGUUUUGUCGAUCGUGUCAAAGGCAUCGCCAUCGGAUAUGCAAGGUUUCAUCUUGUCCGCUGUCAAUUCGCUAUGUUCCGUUGCUAGUUUCGUUGGUGCAUUGACAUCAGAGAAUAUCUUUGCAUAUUUCAUCUCGAGUAAAGCACCAUUUUACUUCCCAGGUAUGCAUUUCUGCAUUAAUGCCGGUAUUAUCCUUGUGACCUUCUUAUUUUCGCUCUAUGUAAUGAAGAGAUUCCCAGUUGGAUGUCCUGACGAGAAUUGUUCACAAGAAAUACUAUCCAAUGUCGACGUCUCUAAAGUUGAGGACAGUGACACCGAUCCAUUAUUGCCAAAAGAUAUUGAUUGA